CACCAUGGCCUCCGCCGGUCUGCAAAUCUUGGGGAUCGUCCUGACCCUGCUUGGCUGGGUCAAUGCCCUGGUGUCCUGUGCCCUGCCCAUGUGGAAGGUGACAGCCUUCAUCGGCAACAGCAUCGUUGUGGCCCAAAUGGUGUGGGAGGGGCUGUGGAUGUCCUGUGUGGUCCAGAGCACCGGCCAGAUGCAGUGCAAGGUGUACGACUCACUGCUGGCGCUGCCCCAGGACCUACAAGCCGCAAGGGCCCUCUGCGUCAUCGCCCUCCUCGUUGUCCUGCUUGGCCUGCUGGUCUACCUCGCUGGAGCCAAAUGCACUACCUGUGUGGAAGACAAGAAUUCCAAGUCUCGACUGGUGCUCAUCUCUGGGAUCAUCUUUGUCAUCUCCGGCGUCCUGACCCUCAUUCCUGUCUGCUGGACAGCCCACUCUAUCAUUCAAGACUUUUAUAAUCCCUUGGUAGCUGAUGCUCAAAAGCGGGAGCUGGGGGCCUCCCUCUAUCUGGGCUGGGCAGCCUCAGGCCUUCUGCUGCUGGGUGGAGGGCUGUUGUGCUGCGCCUGCUCCCCUGGAGGGCCCCGGGGACCUGGCCAUUACAUGGCCCGCUAUUCUACAUCUGCCCCACAUUCAGUCUCUCGUGGACCCUCUGAAUACCCUACCAAGAAUUAUGUCUAAUGCUCGCUGGGGAGUGAGGCGCUACUGGCCAGGCCAUAGGGCCUUGAGCUGAGCCAUCAAGAAAUGGUGCCUAGCAGUCUUGGGUUGUUUAGUUUGUUUCUGUUUUGCAGUACUGGAUAUUGAACCCGGGGCCCCACACGUUUGUAAGCCAGUGCUCUACCAAGGAGCUGUAUGGUACCGGCCCCUAGGGUUGGUUUCAUCUGGUUCUGAGACAGGCUGUCAUUACGGAGCUCUGACUGACCUCUAGCUCUAGUUUAAUUGCCUCAACCUGAGCCCAGACCCUGCCUCACUCUGCAGCUCGCAUUUCUCACUUUUAGAUUAUGCAUCGGGAGGGGUGACACUUUUAGUUUGUGUCUUUAUUCACUCUGGGCAUCUUCUGCAGAACCUGUUCUGAGACUGCUUAUGGACCUGGCCUUUGUGGUCCCCAAGAUGGCCUGUCCCAAGAGUUCCCAGUCCUGGAAGUUCAGGUGAUAAGUUACCAAAGAAUUUUCUACUCCAAGUCUUCCAACCUUUUGCCCCUACAUCCCAUUACCAAAGUUACCAUGUACUCUCCCCCAAAUCAGGUCCCAGCUGUGCUGUAGACCCUUUACCCCCUUUUCCCUAACCUUGCACAUUU
Peromyscus eremicus (cactus mouse) is the source of this 1286-nucleotide messenger RNA. It is a transcript of the gene Cldn6, whose product is annotated as claudin 6. The transcript has a single exon. The record is from RefSeq and is a predicted model, not a curated record. Gene Ontology annotation, molecular function: structural molecule activity. Bases 5 to 670 code for a protein of 221 amino acids. Gene Ontology annotation, cellular component: plasma membrane; bicellular tight junction. Gene Ontology annotation, biological process: bicellular tight junction assembly; cell adhesion. Lineage: Eukaryota; Metazoa; Chordata; Mammalia; Rodentia; Cricetidae.